Thlaspi arvense is the source of this 216-nucleotide messenger RNA. Lineage: Eukaryota; Viridiplantae; Streptophyta; Magnoliopsida; Brassicales; Brassicaceae. The record is from the annotation of a GenBank genome assembly.
AUGGCUUUUAUGAACGUUUGUUUAUGGACGCUACUUGCCUUCGUGCUAACUUGGACAGUAUUUUACGUCACCAACAGGAGGAAGAAGGCGACGAAUUUGGCGGAGGCGACGGUGGAGGAAAGAAGAGACGGUGGUGCUGACAUCAUCAUCGUCGGAGCUGGUGUCGGCGGCUCAGCUCUCGCCUAUGCUCUUGCAAAGGUACGUAAAAGAGCUUGA